UCUACUGAUCACAUCAGUGCUUCGCCGGGCGGGAUUUCCGCAAUAAUACCAAGUAUGGCGAAGACGUACGAUUAUUUGUUUAAAUUACUGUUAAUCGGUGAUUCUGGUGUCGGGAAAACCUGUGUCUUGUUCAGGUUUUCAGAAGACGCCUUCAAUUCCACGUUUAUCUCAACUAUCGGCAUCGAUUUCAAGAUUCGGACAAUAGAGCUUGACGGCAAGAAGAUAAAGUUGCAGAUAUGGGAUACAGCUGGACAGGAGCGUUUCCGAACAAUUACAACAGCUUACUACAGAGGAGCAAUGGGCAUAAUGCUUGUCUAUGACAUCACCAAUGAGAAGUCAUUUGAAAAUAUCAAGAACUGGAUAAGAAACAUAGAGGAGCAUGCCUCAUCUGACGUGGAGAAGAUGGUCCUUGGCAACAAGUGUGACAUCAACGACAAGCGGCAGGUUUCCAAAGACAGAGGGGAGAAGCUUGCCUUAGAGUAUGGAAUCAAGUUCAUGGAGACGAGUGCAAAGGCCAACAUCAAUGUUGAAAAUGCAUUUUUGACCCUCGCCAGAGACAUCAAAUCAAAAAUGGACACAAAGUUGGAGGGAAAUGCGCCACAGGGGAGCAGUCAUGGAGUCAAGAUCUCUGAGCCUCAGAAAAAGACCAGCUUCUUUCGCUGCAGCGUACUCUGAGCACCAAGGCCUUCCACACUGGCUGCCAGCUGGCUGGACAUAAAUGGACUGUGCUUGCUUUCAGCACUUCCUCCCCCUUCCCAAACCUUUCUACCCAGACCAUGGCCUGUCCUACCAGUCAGUCCAGACAAACCAUUCUACUCCCAGUGAGUGAAGGACUUCCUCUCUUCCUCUUCUGAAAGCUUCCUCUGGUGCAUCUCUUCCAUUUUGUUCUCUUCAUGAGUUGGGCCACUUGAAUGGUGGGCGACUUGACCUUGGAGCAUUGUCCAGAUGUUCCAUAUCACACAGAGACACGUUCUUACUUUUCAUGUUAGUCUCUUUCAUACAACCCGUAGCACAACCAAGAUUGAGAAAUCAUAUAAUUUUUGCCAAGUUUAGGGAUUAUAAGUACAAAUGUAAUAUUAAUAUCUAUUUUUAUUAGUGGCUUUUCCCCUUUUUAUGCGACAAAUCUCCUUCAGAGACUGAUUGGUUUGAAACAAAGCUGCACAAUAUUUCUUAGAAUUUCGCCACAAAAGAACCACUUAUGCAGUCAUCACUGAGGAAAGUGUUUAUGUGAUGGGCUUUCUGUUUAACAUCUACUCUUUUUUUUAAUUGCCUGCACUCGUUUUUGGUCAGUUGAUGCCACCAAAAAAGGAAAAGCCUCUCUGCAGAAGCUGUAAAAAAACAGCACAGACACACCCACGUGUUAAUUUCCAUCUUCUUCUCCUUCAGGGAGUGAGCUUCGUAAUCUGGUCGUAACUUCCUGAAGUUUACUCCUUAAGUACUGACAUUUUAUAUCGAAUAGCAUCACAUCUCUCAAUAUUAAGGGAUACAGCUGAAGUUUGAUAAUCAGUCAAUACCAUAAAAGCUCAAUACCCAGUUCAAAGUUUGGCCAGUACCACAAAAGUAUUGAUGUUCAAUACCCAAACCUGUUGACUGUGUAGAUUAAACUGCAUGCACUUUUCUGAGAACAUGCAUCUAGGAAAAAAGGUUUGCUGUAUAAUUUGUCUAAUCUGUCACCGUUAAGCACAAGUCCCACUUAAAUGAUUAGGGUUGAAACAAUACAUUAUUUUACUGUUGCAGAAGGCAAAGAAAAGCAGUGCAUUAUUGUUACAUUUGAGAAAGUGGAGCUUUCUUUUUCCGCUGUUGAUUCUUUGGAGAAAAAAAAAGACAGUUUGCCUUAUAUUAUUUGAUUUGCAUAAAGGUUGUGUUGCAGCUCUGUUGGCCUCGAGCUUAAUGACGUCUCUGGUUAUUUGAUCAGCGAUUAUAAUCAGCCCUUCCCUUUUGCUUUCUAAGCAGCUCUCCUUGCACUUUAACAGGUAAUUUGUGUUUUGUGUGUAGUCUGUGGCGAGUGAUCGUUUGCAAUACAGCAAUACACUUAGUUAUACUAAGUUACACUUAGUAUAAAAAAAUAAAAAAGAAAGUUCAGAUUGCAGGAGUCUUGGUAAUAUCAUGGGAAUAAUUCAGAAACUUUAUUGCACCUAAAAAAUAGUGCGAUCCACUGUCCUGGUAUUAAGUUCACUGAAAAACAUCCCCCUAAACUACCUUAACAGCUAGAUUAAUAUAAUAAUCUUCUUUUUCAAUGCCACUGUUAAACCAAGCUAUAGUUUGGCUUACAUAAAAACCGGCUUGACCCAAGGUGAAAGUCCUGUUCGUCCUGUGGUAUUAACAUUAUUGUACAUUUUUAUUGUGUGUCUGUUUGGCUGUGGUCUUGUAUUUGAACAGCUAGGUGGCACCAGAGGCACAGUUUGCAUCAGAGAUAAACUCCAGUAUGAACCAGUAUUUCAUUGAGACCAGCAGCCACAGUGAACGAGUGAUACGGAACAUAUCCCCUCGUCUCGUAUUUAAUGUCACCAUUAAAUCGAUCUGUUUCAACUGUUCCUCAGUUUUGUUGUUAGUCUGAAAAAUCAAGCUCUUAUAUGCACAUUAUCAAGCAACGGGGAGGGGAGGGGGGGUCUGUCUUUUGCUUGCCUGCACCUUUUUAAAUAUCAAAUCAUCUUGAGACCUCGUGACGACCAUGACCAUUUGUCUUAACUUAGUUGUGUCAUAGGUGAGCUAUGCAUCGUGAAUCUUGGACCUGUGCAUAUUUGUGUCAUGUACGUUUCAGACAUACUUGUUGACUUGUACAGUUGAAUGUGUGUGUGCUUUUUUAAAAACAAUUUUCUUUCUUCCAAUUCACUGAGCCAAAAAAGAAAAAGAAAAGCAGGAUAUGCCGUGUUUGUGGGACCUUGUUAACGUGAAUGCGAGUGAAAUUCCGCAGGAUGGGAGAUGGAAAGUAGGAACAAUGUGCAAGUUCAAAAUGUAGUGUCUCGUGAGUGAUACUGUAGCUUUAAGUCAUGAACACAACCAGGGAGCCAGACUGUCACGACACUCUGUAGCUGUAUCAUCGUCAGCCCUAAAUCAAGCUUCCUUGUCUUUAAAUCAUAUCCUUCUCUUAAUUAUCCUGUCACAUGUCCAAAUACACGGAACACCCCCUUUUUUUUUUUACAGACGUAUUUUCAUUCCAUACAUUGUGAAGUAAAAGUACACAGGGAGAAUAAUACAAUACAUUUUAGAAAAAAAAAGAGAAAAAGAAAAAACAUUUGUUGGAAAAAGAACAUUGUAAAUAUCACAGUGAAAAAAAAAGAGGUCUACUUAAAUUGUACUGUACUUUCUAAAUGCAUAUGAGAAUGUAUCUACAGUUUUGUAGAUAUGUGUACUUUUGAUUUAAUAAAAGAAGAUGAUAAAGA
This is a messenger RNA of Solea solea (common sole), 3383 nucleotides long. RefSeq names its product ras-related protein Rab-8A-like. Gene Ontology annotation, molecular function: GTPase activity; GTP binding. Gene Ontology annotation, biological process: protein localization to plasma membrane; neurotransmitter receptor transport to postsynaptic membrane; protein secretion. Lineage: Eukaryota; Metazoa; Chordata; Actinopteri; Pleuronectiformes; Soleidae. The transcript is spliced from 8 exons. Gene Ontology annotation, cellular component: synaptic vesicle; dendritic spine; trans-Golgi network transport vesicle. The record is from RefSeq and is a predicted model, not a curated record. Bases 55 to 675 code for a protein of 206 amino acids.